Molecule: messenger RNA, 7940 nt
Organism: Colossoma macropomum (tambaqui)
Lineage: Eukaryota; Metazoa; Chordata; Actinopteri; Characiformes; Serrasalmidae
Gene: agap1
Product: ArfGAP with GTPase domain, ankyrin repeat and PH domain 1
Exons: 19
Coding region: 139-3864 (1241 amino acids)
Cellular component (GO): nucleus
Molecular function (GO): GTP binding; GTPase activator activity; GTPase activity
Source: RefSeq, a predicted model, not a curated record
CUAUUAUUAUUAUUAUUAUUAUUAUUUCUGAAUUUUAUCAGUAUGGCCUCUGGAUAUGUUCACCUCGUAACCGCGUCAGGUUAAGCCUGCGCUGGUGGUGUUACGUGAGUUUGUUUACGUGCUUUCCGCUGCCAAAGAAUGCACCUGCUUGAUGGUAAUUACCCGGAAAGGAUGGAGCGGGGCACGCCACAAAGGAAAACCGUGUACCGGAUCUCUCUCACGUUAGUGAAAAAGGAGAGCCUGCAGGGUGUCGGUGGCGUCGCCACGGCGUCCCGGCGGCUCGAGAACCCCAAAGUGAGCGCGUACCGGCGGGAAGGAUCGUCGGAGAUCCAGCGAAGCUGUCUGCUAGAAGAGGUUAAAGAAGUGGAGGACGAAACGGACGACUUCUCUGCCCACGCGUACAGGAACUUCCGGACGUUCAGCACCGGACAGCUGGAACUUGGUAGGUUGAAGGUUUCGCGGAAGAUGCGACAUUUGCAGAAAGAUAACUCGUUGGAGUUGGAUGAAACACGUUCUAGCGCAUCGGCAGCGGAUGCGAACUGUAAAGAGGGCACUGAGAAUUGCGCAGCGUUGCUUAAAGCGAAUGUGCAAGCACCGGAUACGGACGCUGACAGACUUAAAGCGGAUGGUGAGACGGAGGAAAGCUGCAGAGCAGCUGCUGGUAAUGGAGAAAGCAUGGGCAUUAAAAGGAAAUGUAUGCUCAAGACUUCCAGGAGUGCCGAGGAGCAGGUCAGCGGGCGUGCGGUCGAAGAUCCGGCGUCUGAGGAGGAAAAAGACUCCCAGAAGGGCGGAAAGCUGCCCAAGGACAGCAGCCUCUCUUCUUUGCUGGCUAAACUGAACGGAAAAGCCGCCAAGCAGGCCCCCCAGACCCCUCCGGUCAAGAGGCACCCCAGCCUGCUGCGUCGGAGCUUCAGCUUUCGGCACUGGACCGGCAGCGAGCUCUUGCGGAUCCGGGCCCUGUCCAAAGAGAAGCACCACAGCAGCUCGGGUUGCAUCGGGCGCGAGGAGCCCCAGGUCAAAUCCCAGUCCGCCGUGGUCCUGCAGAACCCCUCCUUCGAUGAAUCCGAACCAGCGGAAAAGGGAGAAAAGCGCAACACCCUGGACGUGGGCGAGGUUCUCGGGAGCCGCAGAGAGCGAGCCAAGGGCAAGAACCGCACACUGGACAACAGCGACCUGCUCAGGCUCUCUGACAAGUCCCUGGCAGAAAAGGAGGGAUUCAUCCGAGGCUCUGGUUCCCGCUCCAGUGGCCAGGAGCGCAGGCUCAUCCGCUUCUUCAGUGGCAUCUUCACCAAGAAGGAUGGCACUUCCACGCCCGUCAGCAGCCCCAGCAACCGUGCCCUCCGCAAGAACGGCCUGCUGGGCUCCCAGAGGAGGGCCACAUUGGGCUACUCGCAGUCCAGCACCGAGAGUGUCAACGGCUUCCUGCAGGACGAUGCCUUUGUGAACAGCCAAGAAUGGACCCUGAGUCGCUCCGUGCCGGAGCUCAAAGUGGGUAUUGUUGGGAACUUGGCCAGUGGGAAGUCAGCUCUGGUGCACAGGUAUCUGACUGGGACAUAUGUUCAGGAGGAGAGUCCAGAAGCUGACGUGGAUGCAGGUGGACGCUUUAAAAAGGAGAUAGUAGUCGACGGGCAGAGUUACCUGCUUCUUAUCAGGGAUGAAGGGGGCCCUCCGGAGGCACAGUUUGCGCUGUGGGUGGAUGCGGUAAUCUUCGUCUUCAGUCUGGAGGACGAGAUCAGCUUUCAGACAGUGUAUCACUACUACAGCCGCAUGGCCAACUACCGCAACACUGCUGACGUGCCCCUGGUGCUUGUGGGAACUCAGGAUGCUAUCAGUGCAGCUAAUCCUCGCGUCAUUGACGACGCUCGAGCACGCAAGCUCUCUAACGACCUGAAAAGGUGCACGUACUAUGAGACCUGCGCCACCUAUGGCCUCAACGUGGAACGUGUCUUUCAGGAUGUGGCUCAGAAAAUUGUUGCAACCCGGAAGAAGCAGCAGCUGUCAAUCGGACCCUGCAAGUCCCUCCCCAAUUCACCCAGUCACUCCUCAGUCUGCUCGGCGCCUGUGUCGGCUGUACACAUCAGUCAGACUAGUAAUGGAGGAGGCAGUCUGAGUGAUUACUCCUCCUCCGUGCCCUCCACUCCCAGCACCAGCCAGAAGGAGCUGCGCAUCGAUGUGCCCCAGACAGCCAACACCCCAACGCCGGUCCGCAAGCAAUCCAAACGCCGCUCCAACCUGUUCACGUCUCGCAAGGGGAGCGAACCAGACAAGGAGAAGAAAGGACUGGAGGGCCGCGCAGACAGCAUUGGAAGUGGCCGCGCAAUCCCAAUUAAGCAGGGAAUGCUCCUGAAGAGAAGUGGCAAAUCACUGAACAAAGAGUGGAAGAAAAAAUACGUCACACUCUGCGACAACGGAGUUCUUACCUACCACCCCAGCCUGCAUGACUACAUGCAGAAUGUGCACGGGAAGGAGAUUGAUCUGCUGAGGACUACGGUGAAGGUUCCAGGGAAGAGGCCUCCCAGAGCCAUCUCCACCUGUGCUGCCCCCGGCCCCAAAACCAACGGCCUCACCAAGGACAUGAGCAACCUGCAGCUGGGGCAGGCUCCAGGCUCGGUGAGCAGUAGCUCGUCUGCAUCGCAGAUGGCGAGUGGAAUCAGCCUAGUGUCGUUCAACAGCCGACCGGACGGCAUGCACCAGCGCUCAUACUCUGUCUCCAGUGCCGACCAGUGGAGUGAAGCCACAGUCAUCGCCAACUCAGGGGUCAGCACAGAUACUGGUCUGGGGGACUCAGUGUGUUCCAGUCCCAGUAUAUCCAGCACUACCAGUCCAAAGAUGGACCCUCCGCCCUCGCCGCACGCUAACCGCAAGAAGCACCGCAGGAAGAAGAGCACUAGCAACUUCAAAGCAGACGGCUUCUCCGGUACAGCAGAAGAGCAAGAGGAGAACUUUGAGUUCAUCAUUGUGUCUCUGACGGGCCAGACCUGGCAUUUUGAAGCAACGUCGUAUGAGGAGCGCGAUGCCUGGGUGCAGGCUAUCGAGAGCCAGAUCCUGGCCAGCCUGCAGUCCUGCGAGAGCAGCAAGCAGAAGUCACGUCUGACCAGCCAGUCUGAAGCUAUUGCACUGCAGUCAGUCAGGAACAUGAGAGGAAACUCUCGCUGUGUGGACUGUGAGGCCCAGAACCCUGACUGGGCCAGUCUCAACCUGGGUGCUCUGAUCUGUAUCGAGUGUUCAGGUAUCCACCGUAACCUCGGCACACACCUGUCCCGUGUGCGCUCUCUGGACCUGGACGAGUGGCCUCUUGAGCUCAUCAAGGUCAUGUCUGCCAUCGGCAAUGAGCUGGCCAAUAGCGUGUGGGAGGCCAACGCGCAGGGGCGACUGAAGCCUGCCCCAGAUGCCAGCAGGGAGGAGCGUGAGCGUUGGAUCCGGGCAAAGUACGAGCAGAAGCUGUUUGUGGCGUCUCUGCUGUGCACAGAGCUGCCCCUGGGGCAGCAGCUGCUGCGGUCCACGGCUGAGGAGGACCUACGUGCCGUUGUGUUAUUGCUGGCCCACGGCUCACGGGACGAGGUGAACGAGACGUGUGGCGAGGGAGACGGCCGCACCGCCCUGCACCUAGCCUGCCGCAAGGGCAACGUGGUCCUCACACAGCUCCUCAUUUGGUACGGAGUAGACAUCAUGGCGCGGGACGCCCAUGGAAACACAGCGCUGGCGUACGCGCGGCAGGCUAACAGCCAGGAGUGUGUGGACAUCCUGCUCCAGUACGGCUGUCCGGAUGAGCGCUACCCGCUCAUCGCCACGCCCAACCUGUCCCGCAGGAACAACAACCGCAACAACAGCUGCAGCAGCACGGGCAGUUCAGCCCUUAUCUGAAACACAUAUCCACCCAACACACACGUACACGACCUCACGCACCUUCCGAAUGACUCAGACACACACAACACACACACACUCAGCCUUCUCUCAGCUUCAGCACACACAGCCACAGCCACAUCCACAUGUACAGCCCUACCACUAGAUUCAAUUCAUGAGAGAAGUAUAUACUACACUGAUGGGAAUGACUGUGAUAACCGCGAUGAUGAUUAUGAAGAAACGCUAACGGAACCACUGCAUUUGCACUCACGAUGCCUCGCGCCGCCACUAGCUUGUUGUGAGGGAGCUUUUAACACUCGUUUCACCCACCUACUUCUCCAAUGGCAAACGCCUGGCUCGUCACACAGCUCCUCCCAUGUCAGGUGACCUAUAUUGGGAGAACGCCCCGCCCAUUCAGUCUUCAGGCUGCAUAGUAGCAUCAGGAUGCAUGGGAAAAAAUGCGUCUGCUGCUGUCUCUGUCAAUUAAUGCUGCGAGAUGCAUGAUGGGAGAUUAUUACGGUGAGGCUCAACCAGGAGCUGAAUACGAGGCCAUUUAGACUCCUCAAAGCAACUGGCUGCCGUUUCCUGCGCAACUAAAAGGGACAAGGAUGUGACGCGGGAUCGGUCACUUGAUCCCAAAGGUCCCAGAGAACUUUACAGAGGUCUUUACUGACCGAUUUUAGACUGCUCCAUGUCCUCACUCUCUCUGCCUCACCCUGUUCACUUUUUUCCUUCAUAUUUUUCAGUGCAUUUAUUUAAAAAAAAAACAAACAAAAAAAAAUACAAGACACCACCACCACCAUCGAUCGUGUAAAUUCCAACUCUUUUGUAUGGAUUUCUUUCUUUCUUUCUUUCUUUCUUUCUUUUUUUUUUAAGAAAUGUGAAAAAAUAUGUUAUAAAAUCUAGAAAAACUCCCAUCGCACGUCUCCCAGAAGUGUGAUGAAAUGAAGAUGCUUCUUUUAACUUUUUUUUUUUAUUCUAUUCUAUCAUUGUGACUGAUUUGUGUGGAGUUUUGUUGGACCAGAGGAAGGUUUGACCGAGAGCCAAGAUAGAAACGUGAGAGGCAGGUAUCGAAACUAAACCAUGUUCGUGGACGGCACUAGCUUUGUGCUCCUAACCUAUUGUUCCAGUCUUCUGUCUGUUUCACAGAACUUAAAGGGAAUUUCCUACUGUCCUUUGAUCCUUGGCUGCUAGCCUACGUCAUGCUUUUUCCCAAUGCAAACUAUCAGGUUGUGUAUUCAGCCCAAUGGUCGCGUGACGGCAAGGCGACUCGGGCUUCUGACUCUCUGAAUCUCCUCCGAAGCGCUAGCCACAAUCAACCGCGAGUGUCCAUGUAUGUGUGUGAGCGAAAGUGCGAGAGCGCAAGGAGUCGUUUAGCUUUCUUAUUCGCAUUAGCCAUAUUGAUAAUUGAUCAAUACAAAUGAAACAGCAUGCAGGCUGGCGCAGGAAUGCGACCUCGCAAGGCCGUCAAUAUCACCCGCACGCCGAUGCCCACGUCUGCAUUUCUCCGCAUGCUUUAUGACGAAAACAUCAGCGAGGGGAAGAGGCUGCCUCAUCUGUUUGUGCUCACUCAAUAUCAGGUGCUCAGGAGAAGCAGGAGAAACUCUCUACUAUGUACUCGUACUAUGUACUUAUUUAUGCCGGAGAGACUCUUGCCAGUUGAGGAAGCUCUUGUGUGUAUGCGGUCAUUUGUCACCGUUGCUAGAGACAUCUCAUUCAUUUCCCACACGUCAUCUGCCGAGGCCUUCGAGUCCAGAGCCCUAUUGGGCUCUGCGAAGAGAUGGACUUUUUCAGCUACUUUGUCUAAUCCCCUCCUGUCUUUCUCGCUCUAUUACGCUCUGACUUUUAAAGAUGGUGGUGGAAAUGAAGAGAAAAUGUUCUUCCUGGGGAAAAAAAAAGCUUUUAUCUUUUAACAUGAGUUCUGUGGUGCCAGGUUGAUGCUGUGUCAUAUGAAAGUCUGUAUGUUUCAGUCUAUUUGACACUUUUGAAAUGGCCAAAAAUGGUUCUUUGGAGCGAUGCCAUAGAAGAACCACCUUUGUUUUACCAAAAGAGUGUUCAGUAGUAGUUUCAAUUGAAUUUUUCAAAAAUAAUUCAAAGGUUUUUACGGCAGUUUUUGUUAAAAUGUUCCUCAGGGACCCUCAGACGCUCCACGUUUUCGCUCCAACCCACAACACAUUGGAAUAGGGCAAAAAUGUGAACUGUGUUGGGGGACCAGCUUGAGAUCCUCUGCUUGAGGGAAACUAAAUGUGAUUCUUUUGCAUCAGCGUUCACCAAUCCUCCUCCUUUAGAUCUGCAUUCCCCUCCAAACCUGAUCUAGCUUGUUAAGCAUUUCUGAAGAAGAUAAUUAGCUUGAGCAGGUGUGGCAGGUUGUCUUUGCGGUUAGACUCAUAGGAAGACAGACCUCCAGGACCAGGAUUCGUGACCACUGUUCUAUGGCAUCGCUCCAACUAUCCUGUUUGGCAUGUUUGCUUUUAAGAGUGUCCAGUGUUUUUCUCUCUGUCUCUCUCUCUUAUUUUUUCUCUUUUUAUUCAGUGUCCUUCCCAUUCUAUUCGCCUUUAUUCUGAACAACAUUGUGUCUCCCAUCGUGUGUUUGUGAUGUGCAGAAACAGCCCUGAUUGACCUGUAUCUAAGCAAUACAAAGCCGGAUGAAAGCCAGGCGACUUUUCCGAAGUAAUAAUUUCCUCGCGGCGCUGUUUGCAAACCGCCCACACCAGUAUUGGCUGCUGUGUGGCACCAAGAGAUGUAAGACUCUGUUUCAGGUCAUAUGUCAUUACGGGGGGAAAAAAAGUAGUUUGUAGAUACAUGACGGCAUUUGGUAUAGGGUUUGUCGUUGAGCAGGUAGGGAGAAUGAGAAAUGUAGCGCAAGUCUUUAGUCUGCAACACUAAAGCAGUUCAACCUGCUGCUGUUGGCUUAAAUGGGUCUUCAGGGCCUUGUAGGGACACGGCCUUGUCUCAGAAAGCUCUUUGUACCCUCUGAAGGGCACUAAUGAGUGGGACUUGUGUUGAAGAGAGUGUACAGUUAUGUGAGAUCCGACUCUGGGAGGAAAGAAAAAAGCGAUACGUUUUUAUCUCAGCAGAGAUGUGAAGUGUUUGCCUUGUAUAUAAAUGUAGCAGACCUGCUAGAGGUCGCACCACAGUACCCAGUUAUUUAUGACGAAAUGCACUACAGCCUACACUCACACAUCGAUUCUAGUGAACACCCCACACUAUUGCGUCCACCUCGAGUCCUCUCUGUGAAGACCUUUUAGUUUCUGACCUUUUUUUUUUGCAUGAACGGAUGUAAAUGUUGUUUCUUCAUCGUGUAAAUGUUCAGUCAUGACCGUAUGGACUGACAGGUGACACUAGUGAACAAAAGUUUGCCGUUGUAGGAUUCAUUUAGUUGAUUUUUGACAUCGACUUACAAACUUUAUAAUUUUUCCUUUUUGUUUGUUGCUCUUUUUAUCGUUAAGAUUUGCUUCCAAUUUAAAUAGUGGUCCAUUUUUCGUACGUCAUCUGUUAUUGAACUGGGAAAGAAUGAAGGAGCCGCGGCGCCACCUAUACAACUGAAACCAUGACAGCAACCAAAGGAUGUCGCCCCCACUUGUAAGCAGAAUAAGGAGGUGAUUAAUGGGGGGGUUCGAGUUGCUUUACCUGCAUCCUCGCUUUUAGACCAGUUUUGCUUGCCAUUUAGCUGUCACUUCGUGUACAUAGCUGUAAAAUGUGAGAAACACAUAUUAUCGCGUUUUGUUUUUGUUUACUUUGUUUUUAUCGUGUUUUUUGUUACCUCAUUUUUGUCGACAGUAUCCAUGACACACCCGAACCAGAGAGGCCUGAGCAAUUAUUUAUGAAUGAAUAUGCUAAUCUGAAAAGGGGAGGGGCUCUCACACUACUUAAUUUUUUUUGUUGUUUUUUUUUUUGUAUUUGUUCUUUUACAGUCCAUUUUGCAUCACGAUUAUCAUCAACAUUAUGAUUAUGAUUAUCGUUGUUGUAUAUCUAAUUAUUAUUAUAUUGAGUUUGUGUCAGCUGUACAGUUCUGUGUUGAAAAAUUAUACCUGAUGCAGAGUCUUAUACUGUAAUGUGUCUCCUUUCAAUAAAGAAAAUAAUACUUCUUAAUAUAA